AUGUCUGUUUCCAGGUGUGACGAGGGUCAGCGGGAGGUGGUGCUGUUUAACAAAGUGGACAUAAACCACGAUUUCCAGCUGACCAGAGCAGAGCUGGAUCAAGUCUUUCUUCUCUUCGACAACGACACUGAUGGCGAGGUGACGCCUGCUGAGUUCAAAGCGGACUGGGUGAACCAGUUUAAUAUCGGCGGUCCCCAGGAAGCCGAUACGCUCUUCAUACGUGCAGACACGAAUGACGACGGUGUCAUCGACACAAAAGACAUACCCACGAUCUUUGCGUUCUUUGAUGAAAACAAAGAUGGUGUUGUGGACAUCAACGAGUUCCUGACGGAGUGGGGCCACCUUUCGUUAACGGCCGCAAACCACGUCGACGUCUCCGUAAAUGUUGGCAAAUGACGUAAUCGAUUUGAAACGUGUUUUGAAUAGUGUUAAUUGUUCCUGAAACAAGCUUUCAUUGUUGAUAACGACAAUAAAACUAUACAACACAUAU
Mya arenaria is the source of this 490-nucleotide messenger RNA. RefSeq lists its product as uncharacterized. Gene Ontology annotation, molecular function: calcium ion binding. NCBI's taxonomy places the organism in Eukaryota, Metazoa, Mollusca, Bivalvia, Myida, Myidae. The record is from RefSeq and is a predicted model, not a curated record. The coding region runs from base 1 to 396 and encodes 131 amino acids. The transcript has 3 exons.